Molecule: messenger RNA, 1110 nt
Organism: Triplophysa rosa
Lineage: Eukaryota; Metazoa; Chordata; Actinopteri; Cypriniformes; Nemacheilidae
Product: fibronectin type-III domain-containing protein 3A-like
Exons: 7
Coding region: 25-1110 (361 amino acids)
Molecular function (GO): protein binding
Source: RefSeq, a predicted model, not a curated record
GAUGUGACGAAGUAUGUGGUGGAGAUGUCUGCUGAUUUAAGCGGUUGCACAUGGAAUCGAGUGUACAGCGGCUUAGGAACGGAGUGUGCUUGUGAUGGUCUGAGUCCAGGAGGUUCAUACCAGGCCAGAGUCCACUGCAUCAGCGCCGGAGGCGAGAGUCCGUUGACGGAAGCCCUGCAGAUCCAAACCCCACCUGUUCCGCCAGGCCCCUGUCAGCCGCCCAGGGCGGUGGGCAAACCCAAAGCGAGAGAAGUGCAGUUACGCUGGACGCCCCCUCUGGUGGACGGUGGUAGCGCGGUGUCUUCGUACAGUGUAGAAAUGUUUGCUCCUCAGGCUGAUGAGGGCAGGGAGGUGUUCCAGGGCUCUGAACUGGACUGUACGGUGGGGAGUUUACUGCCCGGCAGGACCUACGGAUUCCGGCUCAGAGCCGGCAACAAAGCUGGGUUCGGGCCAUUCUCAGAGCGAACGGAGGUAACGACAGGUCCCGGUGCCCCUGAGGCGUGUCGGCCCCCUCACAUUAACUGUAAAUCAGCGACGUGUGCUGUGGUGAGCUGGGAGGUUCCUCACUGUAACGGAGCAGCCGUGUCAGAGUAUCGUCUGGAGUGGGGGGCAGCGGAAGGCAGCAUGCAGAACUGUUACACCGGUGCUGCGCUGUCUCAUGAGCUGAGAGGUCUACAGCCCGCCUCCAGUUACUUCUGCCGGGUGCAGGCUGUAAAUGUAACCGGCGUGGGGCCCUUCAGCGAUGCCGUGCUCUGUCAGACGCCCUGCUCAGUGCCGGCGGCGGUCAGCAGCGUCCACGCCCUCCGGGAGUCAGAGAUGAGAAUGGAGGGAGGAGUCACGGAGAGAGGAGAGGAGGAGGAUGAAGAUGAGGAAGAUGAAAGCGACGAGGCCCCGCCGCUCCUCUACUCUCCAUCCACCUGCCUGGGGCUGCGCUGGGAGCCGCCGUGCAAUCACGGAGCUGAGAUCACCUCGUACCUGAUCGACCUGGGAGAGAGACAACCCGUCCUAACUGGCCCUGUAACCAAAUAUAUCAUCCAGAACCUGCAGCCCGACACCACGUACAGGUACAGAGAUGCUGGUUUAAGCAUCGAUACUGAGGUCUAUGCAUAG